GGGCUGUCCCUUUUGUCUCUUACCAAAAAGAAAAGAGUAACUCCUCCUCCUCCCUCUCUCUCUCUCUUCCUUCCCUUCUUCUCAUUUCAUUUCUUCCUCUCUCUCUCUCUCUCUCUCUCCCUUCAAAUGCCACAAGCCUACAGCAGAUAUCCCAAUAACUAAGCUUUCUCCCCCUCAGGCCUCAGCUUCCCCCUCUCUCUCUCAGAGGUACAGACACAAACACAUUUGUGAAGAGUAGAGGAUCAUGGGAUCCAGAACUAGAAGAAAGCAAAGGUGGUACUCCCAGCCUCUAACACCUCUAAUGGAAGGCCCGGAUCUCGAAGCUCAAGGUGGGGGAAAGAAGGAGAGCUCCUGGGAGGUAAUUCGCAAUUGGGUUCGGCUACAAAGAAGCUUCUCCCGGAGCAAUUUCCCUGUUUCGUUUUACGGCAGCGGUCCAGCCAAGAGGCAGGAUUUGAGGCUUCUGCUCGGUGUCUUGGGUUGCCCUCUCGCUCCAGUCCCUCUCUUCAACGACUCAAUUUAUCAUCUCCCCAUGAAAGACAUUCCCAUUGAGACGUCAUCCGCACAUUAUAUCAUUCAACAGUACUUGGCGGCAACCGGAUGCUUGAAAGCUCAGAAGUGUACGAAGAACAUGUACACCACCGGUACCGUCAAGAUGAUCUGCUGCGAGACCGAGAUUUCAUCUGGGAAAAGUGUUCGGACCGUGGGGACUAGAGGGGGAGAGAACGGUUGCUUUGUUCUCUGGCAAAUGUCUCCCGGCAUGUGGUCCGUCGAAUUGGUCGUCGCCGGCAAUAAAGUCGUCGCCGGUAGCAACGGAAAGAUCGUCUGGAGACACACUCCCUGGCUCGGCACUCACGCUGCCAAAGGUCCCCAACGCCCACUCCGCCGGAUCAUCCAGGGCUUAGAUCCGAAAAGCACAGCGAGAUUGUUUGCUAAAGCGCAAUGCUUGGGCGAGAAACGAAUCGGCGAUGAAGAGUGCUUCGUGCUGAAGGUAGCUGCCGAUCGAGCGGCUGUGAUGGAGAGAAGCGAGGGCCCCGCGGAAGUGAUCAGGCACGUCUUGUAUGGCUACUUCAGCCAGAAGAGCGGGCUUCUCAUCUACAUGGAGGAUUCGCAUCUGACGAGAGUGCAGACCCCAGAGACUGAUACGGUGUAUUGGGAGACAACCAUCGGGAGUAGCAUCGGCGACUACAGGGACGUCGAUGGGGUUCUGAUCGCUCAUCAAGGGAGAUCUGUGGCUACGGUGUUUCGAUUCGGAGAAGUGUCUAUGCAGCACUGUAGGACCAGAAUGGAAGAAGCGUGGAGGAUCGAUGAUGUAGUGUUCAACGUCCCGGGGCUCUCCAUUGACUACUUCAUCCCACCCGCUGACAUCUUCAAUCCCACUAAUUCACCUUAAUUACGUUGAUCAGUGUAAUAAUCGGUUGAUUAGUGGGUUGUGGUUAAACAUAAUUAAGAAAUCUAAUCGUUGUAUUAACUAGUAAUACGUGGAGUUAGGAGCAAGUGACACCUUUUAACAUUGUGUGAUUAUCAACUCAUCAUAUGGAUAAUGGAUCAAUGGAUAUGUUUGUCAUGGACUUA
This is a messenger RNA of Nelumbo nucifera (sacred lotus), 1572 nucleotides long. Its product is annotated as C-type mannose receptor (DUF620). NCBI's taxonomy places the organism in Eukaryota, Viridiplantae, Streptophyta, Magnoliopsida, Proteales, Nelumbonaceae. The record is from RefSeq and is a predicted model, not a curated record.